Molecule: messenger RNA, 969 nt
Organism: Micropterus dolomieu (smallmouth bass)
Lineage: Eukaryota; Metazoa; Chordata; Actinopteri; Centrarchiformes; Centrarchidae
Product: transcriptional repressor scratch 2-like
Exons: 2
Coding region: 1-969 (322 amino acids)
Biological process (GO): regulation of DNA-templated transcription
Molecular function (GO): DNA-binding transcription factor activity, RNA polymerase II-specific; RNA polymerase II cis-regulatory region sequence-specific DNA binding
Source: RefSeq, a predicted model, not a curated record
AUGCCACGCUCUUUUUUGGUGAAGCAGCCGAAGGUUCACGAUUGCUCCUCUUCCAACUACUACCAUCAGCACCAGCAGCACUGGGACGACUCUUACACUGUGACACAUGCCAUCACAGAGUCGGCCACCAACUUGGCGGUGCGUUUGAGUGAAAAUGGCUACAUCCACGAUUACACCAUCCCCUCAGUUUUGCAGAGCACAAAGCAGCCAGGUCAUGAGCAGACCGGGCUCUCCUCAGGACCCCUGUACUCCCCAGAUGGCAGCGGCGGGGAAGAGUACUCCGACCAUGACAUGGAGCAUCCGGACAGCCCCGUCUCCAGUGACACAGUCGAGUCAGACAGUAGUGUCCCUGAGUUGGAGGCGUGCACCCUUGACGCCUUCCUCAUCUCUGACGGCCGCUCCCGCCGGAGACCCAACCAGAGGUGUCCCCGCAAGGGAGGCAGUCAGUCGGACAGCAGCGAGGGUGUUGAAUCAGCAGACUGCAGCCCUGCUAAAGGGAAAUCUAAAGGUCGCUACGUGUGCAGCGAGUGCGGAAAGUCUUACGCCACAUCCUCCAAUCUGAGCAGACACAAGCAGACUCACCGUAGCCUGGACAGCCAACAGGCCAGGAAGUGUCCCACAUGCCACAAGGUGUACGUGUCCAUGCCAGCGCUGGCCAUGCACAUGCUGACCCAUGACCUGAAGCAUGACUGCACGGUGUGCGGCAAAGCUUUCAGUCGACCCUGGCUCCUGCAGGGCCACAUGAGGUCCCAUACAGGGGAGAAACCAUUCGCCUGCGCACACUGCGGCAAAGCUUUUGCCGACCGCUCCAACCUGCGCGCCCACAUGCAGACACACUCUGCCUUCAAGCACUACUCCUGCAAACGCUGCCACAAAAGCUUCGCACUCAAGUCCUACCUGAACAAGCACUACGAGUCGGCCUGCUUCAAAGGCUACCAAGCAGAAGACGACUGCAGCUCUGAGGACUGA